AUGUUUCCUGAGGUAGCCACUCGCCGUAUUCGAGCCCCCAAGGAUAAGAAUAGCUUGGAGAACAUAAUGUAUGUACGUUCUGUUAUCUGUAACGCCUUCCCAGCUACAUCUAAGAACAGCUCGGAUAUUAGAGAAAAUAUAGAGCUCUUUGCGACGUUACUUCAUAGGGGAAGCAUCUCAGGGCUUGAAAAUGUCCAGAGUGCCAUUACAAGUGACAACCUUGAAUUUCUAAAGGUGGUGUACUGCAAGGCAGACAACUUCUUAGAAAUAAAGACACAGGUUGUUAUGUCCUAUGCCUAUCUCCUUCAGAAUCUAACGGAGGACAUGCUUAGCUUGCUUUUGCAGUCUGAGCCUAUGCAGGACGUGCUCACCUCCGCCCUGUCAUCGCCAAAUCCGGACAUCCGCGGCUACGCAACUGCAAGCCUCAAGUUCAUAGCCUCGUCAAUUACAGUUAAGCAGCUUAAUUUACUGAGUGUUGGCGGCGAAUAUCCAUUUUUAGUGAAGAUUACCAACUGCUACGCCACAGGUGAGAAGGACCAGCAGAUGGCUGUUAAAGGGUUAAUACUGGCCUCACUGCAGCACAGCCAGACUCACAGAGGCCAAUUGCCAGAGCUCCUAGAGUGGAUAAAUCGCGUGUUGCUGGGGCCAUUUAUCUCUUAUAUGUGCUACGAGCUAUUGGUGAUGUCUGUCGACUUAGCCAAUCUGAGCGACGGACCAUACUGCCCACCGCAUGACCCAGCGAAAAGAUCUCAGAUAAAAGAGCUUCAUGAGAAGAUCUCAGAUAUUUUAGACUUCUUCCUUGACUUGAGCUCUGUGCGACACGAGGAGCAAUGCAUGGAGGUGUCGAGGAUCAUUACUCAGCGCCUUAUUGAGCUGGUGAUUGGUCCUGUAAUCUUAGUAUCUCUUCAGCAUUGUCGCUUCGAGAAGGUUGCCCAGCACAACAUUAGUUGGCCGAUAUACAGCUUUUCCGUGAGAGGAUGUCUCAGCAAUAAUGAUGAAAAAGCAGAUACAGACUCUAAUCCGCAAGGAGGACAGCUUGGCGCGCCAUCUCUACCCUUGCAAUCAACAGGAUUGGCCCUUAGUUCUAGAAGCAUAGACUCUGUAGAUACAAGCAAAGGCAGUGUAAUGGGUGACAGCAUGAUAUUGGACAGUAGCUAUAACGGAGGACAGUCGCUCUCUGUUUCCGUUUCAAUGGAUGCAAAUCAGGCACUCAUACAGAAAAUGCCACCUGUUCUACCAGUGCACAUAGUGCUCAUAUUAUUGGUACACAUUAUGAGUACCUUUAGGGGCAGCAUCAUCGGGCAGUACCUGUACAGGAUCUUCUUUCUGGACAAAGGGUCUGUGGAACAGUUGCAAGAGCUCAUCGUGUGCCCUGUUGUAACAGGGGCUCUAAUAACCAUCAUAUCCUCAUCAAAUAGUCUGACCCAGAACGCUAUUCUCUCUGACUCUCCGGACUUGCAGCACCAAAAGAUCUGCUACGGGCCAGCGGUUGUUCGUGAGUGGUGUGAGUACUUUAGUCGAACACAUGAUAGUGCAAAAGACCCUGUGCUGCUGCGCCUUAUUUCAAGGGUCAUACAAAAGUACACGGGCAUAUCCCUAUCGUGCGGAAAUGAUAUGUUAGAUCUUGUGUUGAUUAGGUUUUUCUUGGCCCUUCACACGUAUUCACAAGAGUGUGGGGGAGAUUCUUCCGCUAUUUUUGUUAGUAUGCAGGGCCCGCGUUUUGUUGCCCAGACUAUUGCAUCUUCUUGCAAGAAGCACAUGCGGAGCGUGACGCUUAAGCAAUUGGUAGACCUAACAGAUGUAUACAAGAGUAAGCUAGAUGGUGCGGAGAUACAUAAGGAUGCCUCCAGGCAAGUGGAUGUCCUAGAGGCGUUAGCUGUGCAGGAAAGGGAAUGCCAGAAACUUCGGUUGACAAUCAGUAGCGAGGGACACUCCCCAGAGUGGAAGACCCUUUUUCCAGAGGAGGACAGCUCAUCACAUCCUAAAAAGCAGAUGCAACACCUCGUACGGCUCUACACAACCCUUUCACUAUACCAGGAUGAAAUAAUUCCAUAUGACACACUGGUAACAAUCUUCAAGACCAUAAAGCAGAACUUCUCACCCGUUGCUUAG
Molecule: messenger RNA, 2112 nt
Organism: Giardia duodenalis
Lineage: Eukaryota; Fornicata; Diplomonadida; Hexamitidae
Exons: 1
Coding region: 1-2112 (703 amino acids)
Source: RefSeq, a predicted model, not a curated record